Messenger RNA from Verruconis gallopava, 1921 nucleotides. RefSeq lists its product as uncharacterized. Gene Ontology annotation, molecular function: membrane insertase activity. The record is from RefSeq and is a predicted model, not a curated record. Gene Ontology annotation, biological process: protein insertion into mitochondrial inner membrane from matrix; mitochondrial respiratory chain complex IV assembly. The transcript is spliced from 3 exons. Lineage: Eukaryota; Fungi; Ascomycota; Dothideomycetes; Venturiales; Sympoventuriaceae. The coding region runs from base 79 to 1791 and encodes 570 amino acids. Gene Ontology annotation, cellular component: mitochondrial inner membrane.
AUUCGUUCGCGUCGUCCGACCUCGAACGGGCUCCGCAUAGACGCAUAUCUAUCUCACGCGGCAUCGAGAAACGCAGCGAUGCCUCCCAGCAGAGGCAUCUGGGCCACUGGCCGCCUUGCGAGUGGCAUCUCGAGACAGCCAAUUGCUGCCAGAAUCAACGUGCGGACGCUGACGUCCACAUCGUCGCUGGUGAGGCAGCACGGCGUGAGAGCCAAUGCUGUGCCUCGGGCAGCUCUGCCUGUCACGGGAUACGUGCUUGCAAGUGGCAGGGCGAACCUGAGUCUGUGGCCGUUCUCCAGCAGCAGCAGCAAGUCAUCGCAACAGCCGGUCCCCGAAGGGAUACCAGACGGCCCCUCCUCUGCUCCUGCACCGUCGGCCGCAUCAACGCCAUCGGAAACCGCACAAUCCUUCGCAUCAUCGAUACAGGAUGCCGCAGGCGCAGCGUCGGCACAGGCGCAGUCAUCGUUGGAAGAGGCAGCACGAGCGGUGACGGGUUCGACAGAAACGGCAGAUGCAGCAGCGGAGGCGGCUUCAAUCAACCCUGUCCUUCUUGACAACAUCACCCAGAUCGGCCAACUGAAGCAACUUGGCCUUGACUACGGCUGGGGGCCUACGUCAUGUGUUGAAUGGGUCGUCGAGCAUAUCCACGUGUACGCAGGUACUCCCUGGUACGGCACCAUCAUCCUUUCCGCCAUUGCGAUGCGUCUUCUCAUGAUCUAUCCUUUCUACCGCAUGUCCAACCAGCAGGCCAAGCUGCAGAGACUUCACCCGCAACUCCAGCACUACAUGGCCGAGUAUCAGGCUGCCCAAGUCUCUGGCGACAAGUUGGCGGCGCAGAUAGCCAGCAAGCAGGUCUCCAUCGUGAGACGGAAGAAUGGCGUAAGCAUGGGCUGGAUGCUCGCUCCGGUCUUCGCACAGGGUGUAUUUGGCUUUGGAGCGUUCAAGCUUACGCGUGCUAUGGCUGCGCUGCCUGUGCCGGGCUUUGAAACCGGUGGUAUCGCGUGGUUGACGAAUCUUACUCUUCCGGACCCGUACUUCAUCACACCGAUCGCACUAGGUGUCACAAUGCAUCUAAUGGCGAGGUGGGCCCAAGUUGACGCCUCUGCUACCGCCGAUCCAUCCGUAGCCAAAAUGACAAGACCGCUCGGCUUAUACGUCUUCCCAGCACUCAUGUUCCUCUUCACGUUUUGGCAAUCUGCAGCCCUGCAGAUCUCCUUCCUGACGGCUACCAUGUUUGGAACGAUCCAGAAUCUGCUGUUCAGAAACGCAAAGUUUAGGGAGAUGAUGGGAAUGGAGCCGUUGGGACAAAGAAAGGCGUUGAAUUUGAGUGCGGCUGCAAACUUGACGGCCGCGUCCGGAGAGGGCUCCAAGUCGACGCCGGGACAGGCAGCAGCUCCGCAGCAGAACCCGUUCAAGGACAACCCGUUUGCCAAUCUGAACACGUCGCGUCCGUUGAAAACGUCCGGUUCGGUUUUCGAAUCAGGCGUGCGAUAUCAGGCGCCGAGCGCGGCCGAGACUCUUGCUGCGGGACCGCCCAGGGCGUCUUCUUCGUCGCCGCAAGCGGUCGAAACGCCCAAGGACGGCAACUUUGUGACGAGAGAGCUGAAGAACGCUCGGAAGGGCUUGGGAAGCAUGGUCGAAGGCAUCACUGAGAAAGGCAAGACCAUGAUGGCGAACCAGACCAAAGCAGGAGACAAGGGGAGAAGCGCCAAGUUCUUGAGCGAGGCGAGGCGGUACGAGGAACAGGUCAGAGCAAGAGAGGAGAAGGCGAGAGAAAUGAGAGGAAGGUAAGAGAGGGUCGCAAUGUGCUUGCGUGUAUAAUAGUACCUUUUGCCAUUGGAGAACCUGGCUGCUGUAUGUGUGCAUAGAACUCUUCUCUUGCGUUUCGUGAGUAGAAAAAGCAAUUGAACCGUGUAUAACA